This is a messenger RNA of Lathyrus oleraceus (garden pea), 2394 nucleotides long. RefSeq lists its product as uncharacterized. NCBI's taxonomy places the organism in Eukaryota, Viridiplantae, Streptophyta, Magnoliopsida, Fabales, Fabaceae. The transcript has 8 exons. The record is from RefSeq and is a predicted model, not a curated record. Bases 1 to 2394 code for a protein of 797 amino acids. Gene Ontology annotation, biological process: telomere maintenance; DNA repair. Gene Ontology annotation, molecular function: DNA helicase activity.
AUGAAAGACAUCAAUGACUCAAAAGAAACUUGGCGUCUUGCUGUUCGAAUAAUGGAUGUUUGGAGUGUUGUGAAUAAUAAGGGUAUUGAACAUUUAGAGAUGAUUGUUAUGGAUUCCUUGGUAAAUUGCUUUUCUUUUUUUAAGUUGCCUACUAAUGAACAGAAGGAGAAGUCUACUCAAUCUGCAAAAUCUCUUUCUAAUUGGUCUGGUGGUUCUCAGUAUUCGCCAGUAGAAAGGUACACGAUUGAGAUAUAUGUUAGCAAUGGUGAAUCAAAAUAUCGAUUUGUAUUCUGGGAUUCCGAAUGUGUUGCUAUACUUGUAAUGACUGCUGAAUUUAUGCAUAACUCUAUGGUGGAGGAUGAUAAUGAGUAUUUAAUUCAUGUGUGUGAAAAAAAAGAAUGGAAAACCCGUCAAAAAGGUUACACAAUUGGUAGGCUUAUAUGGGUUCCUCCAACAACUGGCGAAUUGUACUAUCUUAGAUUGAUGCUCACACAUGUCAAAGGCCCCCGCAGUUAUAAUGAUAUAAAAACAGUGAAUAACGUAAAAUAUGAUACUUUCCGGGAUGCCUGUUUUGCUAUGAGUUUUAUCGGCGAUGAUAGAGAAUUCAUUGCAGCUAUUAAAGAGGCAAAUCAUUGGGGUUCAGGCAGCAUUAACAGGCCAAGACAUGUAUGGAGUAAAACAUGUCAUCUCUUAGCUGAUGGAAUACUAUAUGCUCAACAGCGAAUUGCAAACAAUAGAGGUUUGAGGUUGUCGGAUGAAGAGAUAAUGAAUUUAACAUUAAUUGAGAUUGAACGAAAUCUUCAAAGGAAGAGCCGAAGUCUAAAGGAAUUUGCUGAAAUGCCUUAUCCAAGUGGAUAUGUGGUUGAGCAGUUGGGAAAUAAGCUCAUAUACGAAGAGCGGAGUUACAAUCCAGCCGAACAAUUGCAAGAAUACAAUAAUUUAUUCUUAAAUCUUACAGAUGAGCAAAGAGGUGUAUUCAAGCGAAUAAUGGAAGCAGUAAACAAUCAACAAGGAGGCGUAUUUUUUUUGUAUGGAUACGAUGGCACAGGGAAAACCUACAUGUGGAGAACUCUAGCUUCCUACAUAAGAUCAAAGAAACAAAUUUGUUUAACUGUUGCUUCAUCGGGCAUAGCUUCACUACUACUUCCAGGAGGUCGAACGGCUCAUUCAAUGUUCAAGAUUCCAAUACCUACAAUGGAGUCUUCUACAUGUAAUAUCGACAAAGGUAGUGAUCGUGCAGAGCUACUAAAAAUGGCAAAGUUGAUAAUUUGGGAUGAAGCUCCAAUGGCACACAAAUUUUGUUUUGAAGCGUUUGAUAAAACCCUUAAAGACAUAAUGGGGCGUUCCAAUUGUUCUGACAAAUUAUUCGAAGGGAAAGUAAUUGUAUUUGGUGGAGAUUUUCGGCAAAUAUUACCAGUUGUACCAAGGGGCAGCCGUUCAGAUAUAAUACAUUCUACAAUAAAUUCAUCAUACAUCUGGGAUCACUGUGUUGUGCUGAAGCUUACAAAGAACAUGCGACUUCAAGAAGCCGGCAAUACUUCAAGUACAUCUGAAUUAGAAUUGUUUUCUAAUUGGAUAUUAAAAGUUGGCGAUGGGAAAUUGGAAGAACCUAACGAUGGUUACACGAAUAUUCCUAUUCCAAAUGAUUUCUUAAUUUCUAACUAUGAUGAUCCACUAGAAGCCAUUGUUAGUGAAACAUAUCCGAAUUUUCUUAACAAUUACAAGAAUCCAGAAUUUUUGCAAUCAAGAGCUAUAUUGGCAGGAACAAUUGAAACGGUUGACAUCAUAAAUCAAUACGUUUUGGGAUUCAUACCAGGUGAAGAAAAGGAAUAUUUAAGUUUAGAUUCUGUAGACACUUUUGACGGUGAAGGAAAUGAAGCUUUUGAUGUUUUGACCCCGGAAUUUUUGAAUACACUUACAACUUCCGGUCUACCUAACCACAAGAUUAAAUUGAAGAUUGGGACCCCUAUUAUGUUGCUUCGAAACAUUGAUCAACCUGAAGGUCUCUGCAAUGGAACAAGGCUUAUAGUUACAAGAUUGACAAACCACGUUAUCGAGGCAAAGAUUAUAUCUGGAAAGAAUAUUGGAGGGGUUAUCUAUAUUCCAAGAAUGGAUAUGACUCCAACACAAUCUCCGUGGCCAUUCAAAAUGACUAGAAGGCAAUUUCCCAUAACUAUAUGUUAUGCUAUGACAAUUAACAAAUCUCAAGGUCAGUCAUUGGAUUAUGUUGGAUUGUAUUUGCCUAGAAGUGUAUUUAGUCAUGGUCAACUAUAUGUUGCAAUAUCAAGGGUCAAAAGCAAAAAAGGGCUUAAGAUAUUAAUCCAUGACAAGGAUAACCAUCCAUUGAAUUCUACAACAAACGUCGUGUUCAAAGAAGUUUUUGAAAACUUAUAG